AUGCGUUUUACUUUCGUUGUGGGCAGUGCCCUGACUAUGGCCUCUGUUGCCUUUUCCGCUGCUUGUGCGGCACCAGCAGCAGCACCGGUGACGGUGACAGUGACGGUAUCUGACGAAACUUCGACUGAUGUUCCGGCCAAGCUCGCUCAUGCGCAUUCUCAUGCCCAUGGACAUUCCCAUGUGCCCUCUUCCGAGGUCGCGCCUGUAGUCUACGCUACAGUGUGGUUUACGGAGUGGUCUACAGUGUACUCGACUACUUUUGCUACUGUGGCUGCCCCAUCUACAUUCUCCACCUUGGUUUCUUCUUCUACCUUCGCCACGGUGGAUGCUCCCUCUACCAUUUCUACGGUAGACUCCUCUACUUUGUCUACAGAGGCCCCUUCCGUUUCGACCUUGACUUCUAUCUCUGAUUUCACCUCUUUGUCUACAUCCACUUCCACCUCCACCGUUACCUCUACGUCCUCUUUAUCCACUUUAUCUACGUCUUCGUCUUCUACAUUCUCCACGGUGUAUUCAUCUGCGAUUUCUGCAUCCACGGCAUCUUCUUCGACUGUCUCUUCUUCGGCCGUUUCUCCUACGACCGUCGCUUCUUCGACGUCAUCAUCUGCGACAUCAUCAUCUGCGACCUCUUCAGCAGCUACAGCUUCAUCUACCGCAUCCCCAUCUACAUGUAUCUUACUGCCGCUUUACAUCUGGCCCACCGACAACACAACCUGGGGCCCUGUUUUCGAAGCCGCAUCUGACAACCCCGAUAUCAACUUCAAGGUCAUUGUUAACCCCGACAGUGGCCCAGGCGAUACCACCUACCCCGAGACGGAAUACAUCACAGCCAUUGCCCAAUUGAACAGCUACGACAAUGUCGUGGUUCUAGGAUACAUCCCGACAGAAUACGCCACCCGCGCGGUGUCCGAUGUCGAAACCGACAUCUCUACCUACAGCGGCUGGGCAGCCUACACAGAGAAGAACAUCACCAUCUCCGGCAUUUUCUUCGAUGAAGCACCAAGGACUGAUGACACGAGCCUAAUCUCGUACAUGACUGAAGUUGCGGACAAUGCCAGAUCGCACAGCAUGAACACCAUUGUCUUCAACCCAGGGACUAAGCUAGAAGAGGGUGCUGUAAAUGGAUACUUCGAUGCUGCGGAUUUGAUCGUGGAAUUUGAAAACUCCUACGAUACUUGGGUUGAUGCUGUCCCUGCUGAUGAAUUCUCUGCUGUAGCAGAUUAUUCCAAGGAUGCUAUCCUUUUGUACAGUGCGCCCACUGAUGCAAACUACGAGACUGUGAUUGCAGAGGCGAAGGAGAUGGGGUUGGGCGCUGCUUACCUGACUAACACUGACGACUACAAGUCUGCUGAUACCAUUCUUAAGGUCACAGCUGCUCUUGUUCAAGCUACUUCUUAG
Molecule: messenger RNA, 1398 nt
Organism: Penicillium verhagenii
Lineage: Eukaryota; Fungi; Ascomycota; Eurotiomycetes; Eurotiales; Aspergillaceae
Product: spherulation-specific family 4 protein
Exons: 2
Coding region: 1-1398 (465 amino acids)
Source: RefSeq, a predicted model, not a curated record